CUCAUCAUACACUCGCUCCUUCCUUCCUUCCUUCUCCGGCCCUUCCACACACACACACACACACACAGAGCAGAGAGGGAGAGAGAGAGAGGAGGAACUAUAGCUAGUAGGCAGCCGUUGCUUGGUGGCCUAGGUAUCUGCUGGUGCGUGCAUGGCUCUGGCGGGCAUCUAGAUGCUCUCGUUUCCCUUCGCGGCGUCUGCUCCCCUACGCCGGAAUCCCUCCAUGCCUUCCCGCCCUCUCAUGGCCUAGAUUCGCGACCGUACCGCCGCUGCUAGCAAAGCAAGCAAUCAAUCGAGAGCCGUUUCUCUCUGCAUCAUUUCUUUCCUCGCGCCUAGUACGUACCGUAGCGUAGCCUGCUCUGCUGCAGCUGCCUGCGUGCCUUGAAUACGCGCCCUCCUCCCUCCUCAAAACACUCAAACCUUGUCCCUUUCCCGCAAACCCCUGCCGCCUUUUGGUCGCUCUAGCUCUGGCGUACUGCCACCCACUGUGCUAUAGCUAUCCUCCCCGGGCGGCGCGCCGGGCUCUUUCAUCUCGGUCUCAGGUGGGCGGGCGUCCAGCACCUGCACUGUGCCCUCCUUUCGCCUCUCUCUUCCGCCAUAUAUUCCGCUCCCCGCUUGGCACCGCGCAGGGCAGGAGGAGGAGAGACACGCUCGUGACUUGUCGGGCUCCUGUGUCUCCGUCACUGUCUUGAUUUGUCGCCUGAGCUGGGAGCAGCGAGCAGCGCCGGCGAGCUAGGGAGCUUGCAUGGCGUGGAGCGGGUUCAGGGAGGCGGCGGCGGGGGAGAGCGGCCUGGAGCUCAGCCUCGGCCUGCCAGCCUACUUCACCAAGCCGGCACCACCACCAGCAGGAGCAGGUACGUCUGCUUUGGACGGGCUGGAGUCGACCGGCGCCGGUGCUUCUGCUCGCCAACCUGAAGGAGGAAGCUACAAGGCCAAGCCGGCAGUAGCAGCAGCUCCUGUCGUGGGGUGGCCGCCGGUGCGCUCGUUCCGGCGGAACCUGGCCGCCUCCAAGCCGUCGUCGUCCAAGGAGGACGGCAGGGCAAGCAAAGACAACGACGUCGCCGUCAGGGGCGCCGACGAGCCUUCGGGCCGGAAGGGCCUGUUCGUGAAGGUCAACAUGGACGGCGUCCCCAUCGGGCGGAAGGUGGAGCUCAAGCAGCACGGCAGCUACGCUGAGCUCUCGGCCACCGUCGACAACCUCUUCCGCAGCCUCCUCGCCGCUCAAAGGGACACCGCCGCUGCCCCCGACGCGAUCGCCGGCGGCGAGUACACGCUGGUGUACGAGGACGACGAGGGCGACAGGAUGCUGGUUGGGGAUGUCCCAUGGCACAUGUUCAUCGUCACGGCGAAGAGGCUGCGAGGGCUCAAGAGCUCCGACCUGCCGGCCUCGUCGCUUACGGCGGCCGGGAGCAGGAAGAGGCCGGCGGCCGCGGCCGACCGCUGAUCGGACUCGCCCGGCGUUGUAAAGGCCUUUUUUGACGAGGGUUAAUCCUGUAUUGCUGCUACGUGUGAGGAUGAAAUCACGGCUGUAAUUAGAGUCGUGUGUAUGAUGGUACUGCUAUUUUGGGGGCCAUGAUGAUCGUGGCGGUAUUUUGAUGUUUCUUUCUACAAAAAUGCUAGACCCGCCGGAUGGUCGAAUCUAAUACUAGUAGUACUGGUAUGUUUUUAGCAUAUAAUUGCACAAAUACUACAUCUGAACUUGAUCGUU
Molecule: messenger RNA, 1708 nt
Organism: Hordeum vulgare subsp. vulgare (domesticated barley)
Lineage: Eukaryota; Viridiplantae; Streptophyta; Magnoliopsida; Poales; Poaceae
Product: auxin-responsive protein IAA2-like
Exons: 5
Coding region: 746-1444 (232 amino acids)
Biological process (GO): regulation of DNA-templated transcription
Cellular component (GO): nucleus
Molecular function (GO): protein binding
Source: RefSeq, a predicted model, not a curated record